AUGCCAUUUUCUUGUAUUCCUCUUUUUGCUUGUAAUCGACAAAUUGAUUUGCUCGAUCGACGACAAUGCAAUCUGCAGGCCGUGCCUAAUGAUAUCGAUCGGAAUGCACGUACUCUAGAAGAAAUUUAUUUGGAUUGUAAUCAUAUUAAAGAUCUCGACAAGCCAUUAUUUCGAUGUCGAAAAUUGAAAACAUUGAGUGCAAGUGAGAAUGAAAUAAUUCGAGUUCCUCCAGAGAUUUCGCACUUAGCGUUUCUGGAAGAACUGAAUUUGAAAAGUAAUGGUGGUAUGAAAGAAAAGGUAAUAAUUUUAGAUAUAUCUGAUCUUCCGGAAGAAAUCAAAGAAUGUGCACGAUUAAAAAUUCUUGACUUAAGUUCAAAUCCAAUUACAAGGUUGCCAGCGACAAUUUCAUUAUUAACUUCAAUGACCCAUCUUGGUCUGAACGAUAUAUCGCUAACUCAAAUGCCACAUGAUAUUGGACUUUUAAGAAAUUUACGUUCGCUAGAAGUUCGAGAAAAUUUAUUGCGAACAAUUCCUAGUUCUAUUAGCCAGUUGACUCAAUUGCAACGACUUGAUCUUGGACAUAAUGAAUUGGAUGACCUUCCUAGCGAAAUUGGUCUUUUAACAAAUCUAGAAGAGCUUUACGUUGAUCAGAAUGAUUUGGAGAGUUUACCUGAGUCAAUCGUACAAUGUCGUUCACUUGAACAACUCGAUGUAUCGGAAAAUAAAUUAAUGGUUCUUCCCGAUGAAAUAGGUGAUCUCGAACGUUUGAAUGAUCUCACUAUUGCGCAGAAUUGCUUACAAAUACUUCCCAAUUCAAUCGGACGUCUGAAAAAGCUUGCAAUUUUAAAAGCUGAUCGAAAUGCCAUAACUCAGCUAACCCCAGCUAUUGGUAGCUGCUCAUCAUUAACUGAUGUUUAUUUCACAGAAAACUUGCUUGCAGAAAUACCAAGCUCAAUGGGUAAUUUAAAAGCAUUACGGACUUUAAAUCUCGAUAAAAAUCAAUUGAAAGAAUUACCUUCAACUAUUGGAGGAUGUAUUUCUUUAACGAUAUUAUCGUUGCGUGAUAAUCUUCUCGAAAAACUUCCUUUGGAAAUCGGUCGGCUGGAAAAUCUUCGUGUCUUAGAUGUCUGCAAUAAUCGCCUUAAUUGUCUUCCGUUUACUAUCAAUGUUUUAUUUAAAUUGCAGGCAUUGUGGCUAUCAGAAAAUCAGUCUCAAGCGAUGCUUAAAUUGCAAACUGAACAAGAUCCACGUACUGGAAUAAAAGUUUUAACAUGCUAUCUCCUUCCGCAAAGUAUUUGUGCUCAUACAGAACGUACACCAACGAAUCGUUCUUUUAUUGGUGGGCCUAAAGUCCAUUUCGGAAGCGAUUUGGAGGAAACUAAAGAAGAGGAAGAGGGAGAGGCAUCGAUUGGACAAUUCGCACGCCAUGAUACACCACAUCCAAAGCCACAUGCACCAAAGUUUAAGAAACAGUCAAUCGAUGGACAUGUUAUACACCAUGAUGAAGAUCAUUCAAAUAAACCUCCUUCAAUUACACUGAACUCUGGGCGAAAGCGAAAUUCCGAUGAUAAUCGAGCAGCUUCACCGUUAAUUGAUGCUGCAACUAUAAAUACGCCUCGUAGUGCCUUAAAACAUCCCCCUGCAUCACCACCUUCAUUGCCUUCAUCAGUUGAAUUAACCGUAAAUAAUGCUAUAGAUCGAAGAAGCGAUGUGCAUAAUAUUCCUUCUGUUGGUGUAGAGACAUUGCGAGUUAAAAUCUGUAGAGAUUUGAACGGUGGUCUAGGUCUUUCCAUUGCUGGUGGACUGGGAUCAACACCUUAUAAAGAUGAAGAUAAUGGUUUAUUUGUUUCAAAACUGGCUGAAGGUAGCCCAGCGCAAAAAGCUGGUUUGAAAGUUGGCGAUAAAAUUUUAAGAGUUAAUAAUACAGAUGUUGUAAACGUGAGACAUCAGGUUGCGGUUUCGACCAUGAAAGAUGCUGGUGAUGUUAUCGAGUUGACAAUUUUGAGGGACUCGCGUAGUACUCCAGCAACUACGGCUGUAUACCAGGUGACGCCUAACCAAAGUCUGGAUACUUCGAUUCGAUCUGAAACUUCGAUAUCGUCUACUAAAGAAACGAUUUCUACGACCAUUAAAAGAGAUGCAGAAGGAUCACCAGGUUUCGCAGUAGCUGGAGGGAAAGGCAUCACUAAUAGUGAGACCAUAGUAAUAUCAUCAAUUACACCCGGUGGUGCCGCUGAGCGCGAUGGAAAACUCCGAGUGGGGGAUCGCGUAUUAUCUAUCAAUGGUGUAAAUAUGCGAGGUGCAAGACAUGACCAAGCAGUUGCUUUGCUCACAGGGCACAGUGGCAAAGAAAUUUAUUUGGUUGUUCAAAGAGACCAUAAUUAUAUCAACACUAGUAAUUCACCACCCACCGUUUUGCUUCCUUACAGCUGGUCAUCUGCAAGUCAGCCUGUUUCGUUGCCAGCAGCAUCGCAGCAUUCAUUUAUUACGGGUGAUUCUUCAUGGGAUGGCAAAAUAGAGAAAAUUGAACUGACUCGAGAUGGUACAUCACUGGGACUUUCAAUUGUGGGAGGAAGUGAUCACUGUUCUCAUCCAUUCGGUAUUAAUGAUCCUGGUGUGUUUAUCUCAAAAAUAACUCCAAAUUCACCUGCUGCUCGAUGUCAGCGAUUGCGUGUUGGUGAUCGUAUUCUCUCCGUGAACGACACUGAUAUUCGAACUGCUAAACAUCAAACUGCAGUCGAGGUCUUAAAAAACAGUGAACCAUCUGUGCGACUAUUAGUGAUUCAUGAGCCGCAACCUCCUGGCAUGAGAGAAGUAAUUGUGCGCAGAGGUGCAAGAGAACCAUUGGGAAUUAGUAUCUGUGGUGGUGUUGGAAGUCCUCCAUCAAAUCCUCUUGAUAAAACCGACGAAAGCAUUUUUAUUGAACAGGUGGAACGAGGAGGUGCAGCAGCCGCUGCAUCAUUAGUAGCUGGUUUGCGAAUUCUUGAAGUAAAUGAUAUAUCUCUUCUGGGUUGUUCACAAGAACAAGCUGCUAGAAUUAUAAGUAAAGCUGGUACUGUGGUCAAACUUUUAGUCUGUGACGCAUUCUCGUCGUCUUAUUCUAAACCUAUUGUAUCUGCUCAUACUGAUCAUACUUCGCGAUGCGAGAAACCUGUAGGAAAUACAGUAAAUGCUGAUAAGAAUGAUAUAAAUCUUCAUCAUUCAUCGGUGGAUUCUUCUAAUAUCAUCAAUGCGGGAUCAACAAAUUCCUUCCCCUCCUUAGCUUCAGCUACAUCACAUCCUGUAGAAUCCUCGCCAACUGUUGAUGAAGGACCGCUAGCUGCAUCUUCUCCAAUACCAGUAGCAAACAUUGCUCAAUCGGUGCAUGAAUUGCCGUCGGCUUCUAGUGAAGCAUCGCUUUCCCAAACUCAAGCUCAAUCUAUAAUUCAAAAGUCAGAACCCCCACCUAUCGCGCCAAAACCUCGAAAUAUUGCGAAACAGAAUGGUGCUUCCGUUCACAACUUAUUAAAUGCAGGUUUGAGCCAUGAAGAUGAAACUACUGAUUAUAUGAAGGCGCCAUCACCAACUAUCCUAACAACGUAUCCCGAAAGAUUAGAAUUUUCAUCUAAAUUACGGAAGUUCGAGCAUGAAAUCGAAGUAAAGAAACCUGCAGGCGUAUCCUAUAUAAAGACGACAUUUCCACCAGCUAAAAAACCAUUAAUUAGUGAAGACGAUGUAAGAAAAAUGAAAGAGGAAGAAUGCAAAAGAGUUGGUGUGUCAGGAAUAUCGUUGAGUCCAGCAGAUGACGAUAUUAGUUCAUCGUUCGAGCACAUUCUAAAUAAUAGCGCUGUUCCACGAUCUAUACCAACUAUAGUACGAACAAAAAAAGCUGAAAAUCGCAUUACUGCGACAUCACCAUUACCAUCUGAUUCCGGUGAACCAUUGAAUCCUGUGGAACAGCGAGCACUUGAACAUCAAAAGCGACAGGAGUGGCGGCAAGCUCGGUAUAAAUCGCUGGAAGCUGAUUCAGCUGCCGCUGAAGAGGUUAUGCAACAAGUGCAGAAGAUUAAUAAUGUGCGAUUUUUAUCUUUUACCUGGACUGAUACAGUGAGAAAAAAUUUUGAACGUAUAGAUCGACCAGCAAUAUAUGGACUUAGACGAUGGAAAAAGAAAUGGCUUCCAUUACUGUCGACGAUGGCAUCAGUCCUCGUCGCUUGGAAACGUCUUACCCUUGUAGCCGUUGGAGCCAGCCUAACCAGUAAUGCGAAUAUCAAUGAAGAAUCAAAUUCUGUUUUAAUUUCUCCUUUACCAGCGAAUGAGAAGAUUCUCCAGAAUGAGACGUCAUUCGAGAGAAAUGAAUAUAUCGAUCCGAUUACUGGUGCGACUACGAUUUCCUAUAUUGAACGAAGUAUUACGCAGCGAGAGGUUGAUAUACCAGCUUUAUUGAAAUCCGAUUUCGGAUUUGCGGAUGAAGCAUCAACUCGGUGA
Messenger RNA from Dracunculus medinensis (Guinea worm), 4467 nucleotides. NCBI's taxonomy places the organism in Eukaryota, Metazoa, Nematoda, Chromadorea, Rhabditida, Dracunculidae. The record is from the annotation of a GenBank genome assembly.